Nanorana parkeri is the source of this 1310-nucleotide messenger RNA. It is a transcript of the gene ALYREF, whose product is annotated as Aly/REF export factor. Gene Ontology annotation, biological process: mRNA export from nucleus. Gene Ontology annotation, cellular component: nucleus. Gene Ontology annotation, molecular function: mRNA binding. The transcript has 9 exons. Lineage: Eukaryota; Metazoa; Chordata; Amphibia; Anura; Dicroglossidae. The record is from RefSeq and is a predicted model, not a curated record. The coding region runs from base 1 to 1092 and encodes 363 amino acids.
AUGUUUGUUAUGGGCAAAGCGCGAAUGUCUUUAAGCGUCACAGGGGCUGCAGCGGCCUUGUUUGUUAUGGGCAAAGCACGUAUGCCUAAAAGCGACACCUCGGCUGUGGCGGCCAUGUUUGCGGUGGGGCAGGAGAGCGUUGCCUCCUAUGACAGAUCAGUGCUCUCCAUCCAGACACAGGAGGCGGAGCCAGGAGAUGUGGGAGAAGAGCUCCGCCUCCUCGGACAGAUUACAGCUGUCAGCAUCCUGAAAGCUUCUCUCCUCCCUGCCAGAUCUGACACCCAUGAGGAAGCACCUGGUGCCAUCUCACCCCUGACGGCUCUUCUCUGGUGGUUUAGAACUGCUUUCGUAGAUGAUGCUGAAGUUGGAUACGUGAUGCCUGCAGUGCCCUGGCUUCUCACCCAUCGGUCACUACAGGGUCCAGUGGGGGGUGAAGGAUCCGACGGGAGGAACCAGUGUGUGGUGAGGACCAGGUGUCCAACACGCCUGGAUGCAGAGGCUGCUUUUUCAGCGGUGGCUCUUGAACGAUGGCAAAGAUCGGUGGAGUGGCCCAAGCAGCUUCCAGACAAGUGGCAGCAUGACCUGUUUGAAAGCGGGUUCGGUGGUGGCGCUGGAGUGGAGACUGGAGGAAAACUGCUUGUGUCCAAUCUGGACUUUGGGGUUUCGGAUGCAGAUAUCCAGGAACUGUUUGCAGAAUUUGGUACUUUGAAGAAGGCGGCUGUACACUACGACCGGUCCGGCAGGAGCUUGGGAACAGCUGAUGUGCACUUUGAAAGAAAAGCCGAUGCACUAAAAGCAAUGAAGCAGUACAACGGGGUGCCGCUUGAUGGUCGCCCCAUGAAUAUCCAGUUGGUCACAUCACAGAUCGAAUCACAGAGGAGACCCAUACAGACCUCUGCUAGGGGUGGUAUGACGAGGCCAAGAGGUGGCGCAGUUGGCUUUUCCACUGGUGGUGGAAACAGAAGAGGUGGCCGAGGAGGUAACCGGGGCCGUGGACGGGGUGGUGCAGGGAGAAACACAAAGCAGCAAUUAUCAGCAGAAGAGCUGGAUGCACAGCUUGAUGCCUACAAUGCCCGAAUGGAUACAAGUUAAUCCAGUCGUUUCCUGUCCUGUUGUGGCUCCGGAAGUCCUUUCUACAAAACUUGUUUUUUGCUUUUAUUUCUAAUAGGUUUUAAACUCAUGUAAAGUUUAAAUUUUUUUUUUUUUAUUGCGCAGACCUAUUUUUUUGUACGGAGUUAUUUUCUGGGAUAAAUUUUACUGGUUGAGUGUCAUGGGAUGGGUGAAGUAUAAACAUGCGCCUAAUAAUAAAA